AGUGUCUCGAACGUCGUGCCAAACUUGGUAACAUUUAUAUAUAUUUUUUUUUCAUAAUUUAAAGUCAACGCAAAAAGCACGGGUGUAAGCUCCGUGGGAUUACAAAUAUAUAUAUCUCAUAAACACAAAAAAAAAAUAAACAAAAAAUAAACAAAUUAUGAAAGAUUAAAUUUCAUUUUUUUUAAAAUACUUUUAAUAAAUUUGCAUAAAUAAAUAAAUAAUUGAAAAAAAUUAUUUUAAUUGUUUAACAAAAAAAAAAAAAAAAAAAACGAGUUUAUUAAAAACUUUGUUUUUAUUUUUUCCUUCACAACAUCACAAACUUUUUAGUUGAAUGGAUAAUAAUGAAAAAAUUAAAUUAAAGCAAAAAAAGCAAGUUUAUCAAGUGAAGUUAAAUAAACUGUGAGUGAAUAUUUUUUUUUUUUUUUAUUGUAUUUGUUACAAAAAAAAAAAAAAAAAAAAAAAAGAAGAAAAAAAUCUAUUACAAUUUUUUCUUCUAUUAUUUAUUAUAGAUAGUUUAAACUGACAUAUGUAAAAUAUAUGAUAAAUAAAAAGGAAUAAAAAAAAAAAAAAAAAGAAAAAAUUAAAUUGAGGAAAUUGAAUAUUAAUAACAGCGAUUUGUUUGAGUUCAGGGAGAAACAAGACCCAAGUAGUUAAGUGCGUGUUUGUGAAUAAAAUAAAGUGUGUGAGGGGGCCCCCAGUGAGUGGGUGGCUAGUGAUUAUCUAUGUGCUGUAUGUUAAAAAAACUAUGAUCCUGUGAUUCGGCAUAUAUUAUAACCCGUUACGACGGUUAAAAUCACAGUGUGUGUAUAUAGUUGCACUUGGAUAAAACAUAGAACCAUGAAAAGCACCGCGAGACGCCGGAACUCGCGAUCCCUUGAUCUAUUGCUUCUUAUUCUUGCUGUUGCAACUGGUGUUAAUGGACUUCAAAAUGUCUCGGUGGACAUACCAGAAGCAGUUGCAGUUGGUUCAACUGUUAAUCUCACAUGCCGAUAUGAUCUUCAGGGUGAUGUUUUGUAUGCAGUCAAGUGGUACAAAGGAAAAGAUGAAUUUUACCGAUAUUUACCUAAAGAAAUGCCACCAAUAUCAACAUUUGGUGAUUUUAAACACAAAAUAAUUGAGUCUAGAAGUGAUGCUCACAAAGUAACCCUAGUUGAUGUCACCUCAGAUUUAGAUGGAAAAUAUAAAUGUGAAGUCACCAAUGAUUUGCCAAAUUUUCACACUCUUCAGACAUCCAAAUACAUGCAUGUUGCUCAUUUACCAGUUGGUGGUCCCGAGGUACUUGUUGAAAAACAACGAUAUGCUGUUGGUGAAAUUGUCAAAGCAAAUUGCACAACACCAUCUGGUAAUCCACCAGCAAAUAUAACAUGGACUGUUAAUGGCCAUUUGCUCAACUCAACAAUCCUGAAAAAUAUACAAGCCGAAAAUGACAAUUUUUCAAGUACAUAUGCACUAUUAGAGUACGAGAUAACCCAGGAUAGUUACAGAAAUGGCAGAGUACAGAUCACUUGUCAUGCAAAUGUCUUCCAGCUAUACAAAAGAGAUGCCAGUAUUCAUAUAGAUGAGGAAAAGCCGAGGUUAGCAUCUGUACUCGGUACACGUGAUUCUCCGCAAACUAAAGCCGGUGCUGUAAAGAACAAAAUUGCUCAGUCGCUCAUUGUAAUGUUGGUUGUUAAUUCGAUACAACAAGUCCUGAGAUAACAUCAAUGCGGGAGCAGAGUCUGAAUAUAUAUAUAUAUUUUUUUUUUCUUUUUAAGUGCAAAGGCUUAGAAACUGGAAAACUCAAUACAAGAAAAAUAAGAUUGAAAAAAAAUAAAAAUAAAAAUAGAGUGAGAGUAUGACUGUUGAGAGUGGUUGAAAAAAAUAUAGGUUUUUUUUUUUUUUUAUUCUUUUCAUUUUAUGCAAUGAUGUGCUGGAUUACAGCAAUGGCAAAUAACGAUUAAAUAAAAAUAACCUGCGAAUGAGCAAAAAAAAAAAAAUAUGUAUUAAAAAAAGAAAAAAACCUUUUCAUGUUGUUCUAGAAAAAAAAAUACGUUUUUUUUUUUCGAAAUAACAGCAAGAAAAAUAUGAUAAAAAAAUAAAAAAUAAAAUAAUAAUCAUAUUAAUAAUGAGACUUUGAAAAAUGAGCGAUAUGUUAUUCGUGUAAAUAGGAUAUGUAAUAAUUUAGCGAUAUUAUGUUGGCAUAUAUAUUAAGGGAAAAUGGAAAAUUCGUUCAUAUUAUCGAAUGAAAAAAAAUUGACAAUUUACAAUUGAGUAAUGUCAUAAUGUAUUAGA
This is a messenger RNA of Aphidius gifuensis, 2271 nucleotides long. RefSeq lists its product as uncharacterized. Lineage: Eukaryota; Metazoa; Arthropoda; Insecta; Hymenoptera; Braconidae. The record is from RefSeq and is a predicted model, not a curated record. The transcript has 6 exons. Bases 838 to 1698 code for a protein of 286 amino acids.